Molecule: messenger RNA, 246 nt
Organism: Westerdykella ornata
Lineage: Eukaryota; Fungi; Ascomycota; Dothideomycetes; Pleosporales; Sporormiaceae
Product: putative NADH-ubiquinone oxidoreductase 9.5 kDa subunit
Exons: 2
Coding region: 1-246 (81 amino acids)
Source: RefSeq, a predicted model, not a curated record
AUGCCGACAGCACCAACCAAACCCGAGUUUUGGAAGACACCCAUCCACUACUUGAGAUGGGCUUCCAUCAAUAGGCCCGCUUACUUCUGGGCUUCCUGCAUUGGUGCCCUGGGUCCCGCCAUGUUCUUCAUUGCGCCGCCGAUUCGCCGGUUCUUUGGCGACGACAACCCAAGACCAAAAAUUCCGCGAACGUACCCCAUACCAAAGGGACCGAGACCCAGACCAGCGGGAUUCGAGGACGAGUAG